CCCUUGCAGUGAAUUGAUAUUCGACCCUGCAUAAACCCAAACCCUUGUGCGAGAACCAGCAAGCUAGAGAGAGAGAGAGAGAGAGAGAUGGGAAAAGCAGCGAAGGAGAAGCUGAAUCGGACUCUGACCGAGCACCUCAACACCAUCCAUGAAACCCUUGAGGUAUUGGAUCAAACACCUGCUUCAUCUCUUGAUAAAGUCAGCUGGAAUGAGGUGAUUAAAAUGGGAGACCAAGUUUCCAAACAAGCUACUAUAGUUGGAAUGAUUUGGACUGGUGAAAGACCAGAAGUUAAAGAACUUGAGGAGAACAUGGCAGCAUACUUCAAUAUGCUACAGGGUUUCCUUCUGCUGUCCCAUGGUAGUAAAGUGGGUGCAGGACCUACGCUUUCUUCUUGCAUACAUGCAUCUGUGAAGCAAGUUGUUGAUUGCAGUUUCAUGCUGUUUAAAGAGUCUGUCUCUUCCUAUGGAUCUGUUAACAAAGACCAAAAACUCACAAUCCCUCCAUUAGUAGGCAAGGUAUGGGAUGCAUGUUCUGCUCUUAAGAAGACUCCUGCCACAAAUAUCACAGCAGUAGGCCGAGCAAUGACACAAGUUGCGGUUUCCAUGAAAGACGUUCUUCGCGAGAUGAAAGAACUCAAGCCAGCUUCUGAAGAGGCUUCUGUGAAAGACGAAAGCGAGCCCCAUGAUAGUGAUAAUUCAAUUGGAGGUGAUCUGGGCAAUGACCUGUCACCCGAAGAGAUGAAAAUUUCUCAAUUGGCUAUUGGGGUUGUUUCUGAAACACUGGAAGUCAUAAAGGAACUUAUCCGAUUCAUCACAGGUCUGCUCAAGCAGGAAAAUCAAGAUAACAGUAAUGAUUUUGUGAACCCAUUGGAGAGAUUGUUGAAGAUUUGCCAAGGAAUUGGAUUGCAGGUUGAUGAGCUUGGAGCUUGUCUUUAUCCGCCACAAGAAUUUCCUGCUAUGAAGUCAGCCAUGGAAAGUAUGUCAAGCAAUAUUGAUGAAAUGCAGGUGGAGAUAGAUAAUCUUAAAGGCUCGUCGCAAGCAUUCUCUCAAGCAUGCACUGGUGUAAGGCGUUCGUUGAGACAAAUGGAAUCUGAGCUAGGUUGUGUUACUCACCUACUGCCAGAAAUGCAGAACCUCGUUGUGAGCAAUUAGAGACAGAAUUUUUACUGAUCCACCUAUAAAUGGUGUUUUGUGGUUGAACGUUGCCAAGGUUUACUUUGCUGAAUCAUAUGUCUCAUAUAUUUCUUGUUUAGUGUAUAAAGGUGUAAUACUGAAUGUUCCAUUUUUGUCCUUGUGUUUUGAUCAAUUGUUGCUGAAUCCCAUUUUGAAUCUGUCAGAUUGAGAAAC
Messenger RNA from Camellia sinensis, 1347 nucleotides. RefSeq lists its product as uncharacterized. NCBI's taxonomy places the organism in Eukaryota, Viridiplantae, Streptophyta, Magnoliopsida, Ericales, Theaceae. Gene Ontology annotation, cellular component: nucleus. The record is from RefSeq and is a predicted model, not a curated record.